Messenger RNA from Fundulus heteroclitus (mummichog), 1083 nucleotides. It is a transcript of the gene bcas1, whose product is annotated as brain enriched myelin associated protein 1. NCBI's taxonomy places the organism in Eukaryota, Metazoa, Chordata, Actinopteri, Cyprinodontiformes, Fundulidae. Gene Ontology annotation, biological process: myelination. The record is from RefSeq and is a predicted model, not a curated record.
AAGACAGGAGGAGCGCAUCCAUCUCUCCGAUAGGCAUAUAUUGUUUUUUCUUAAGGAGUCACUUGACCCACAGGAGUUUCACAAGAAGACAGGGUGGCAAGCCCCGACUGGAAUCAUCAUGGGAAACGAACAGUCUACUAUUGAAGAAGUAACCGAGAACGGGGCAAUUCCAGAAAAACAUGAAAACGGAUCAGUGAAUGGCAUCUCUGCAAGCAUCACAUCUAAUGGACUGGAGAUUGAUGUAAAGAGUGACAUCACGGUCCAUCAGAAUGGCGAGCUGCCGUCUCCAAAACUCGAGACAGAAGCUCAACCUGAUAAUGUGACCGUUGAACCAGAUGCACAGCCGGCUCCUGCUGAAGAUGCUCCUGAAGUCCCCGACACACCCGCCAACAAGGAACCGGUCAAGAAACGCAAAGAGAAAAGUCAUGGUUUUAGCAAACUCUUCAAAAAGAAAGCAGAUCGCAAAGCUGAUGAUGAGAAAGCCGAGGUCCGAGAGAAAGAAAAUGAGAUCCCCAGUAAAGAUCAGCUGGAUGCAAGUCAGCUUCUCACUAAUGUUCAGCAGGAGACCGCAGACGCGGAGCCAGAAUCGGAACCUGUGACCGAGCCAGAGAUCGGGGCGACUACACAGUCGAGUCCAGAGGAAGAGACAGUUCCUGAGAGUGAGAACGGAAACGGUCAGCCCGCGGAACGCCGAGAGGAGAGUGACACCGAAGAGAAUCCAGUUAUGAACUUCUUUAAAACACUAGUUACUCCCACUAAAACACCCAAAAAGGAAACAGCCGCUCCCGAUGCCGCCAAAGAUCAGUCCCUGAAGGAGACCCCACCUGCAGCCGCCACAACUGUUGCACAAACAUCAGAACAGCCUGCAGCACCCAAAGGAAUGCCUGCUCCACCCCCACCACCCCCAGAGCCCCCAAAGCUGGAAACCAAAGGAGAACCCGCUGCCAAAGCUGUGAAGCCAACACAAAAAGAGGAACCAAAAGCUUCUGCAAAAGACCCCGAGUCCUCAAAAGGAAAGUCGGCUCUGAGUAAAUUCUUCCGGCCAAAGACUGUCAAGGAGGAAGCACAGCCGGCUUUUGAAGU